Sceloporus undulatus (fence lizard) is the source of this 2668-nucleotide messenger RNA. RefSeq names its product calpain small subunit 1 (gene CAPNS1). The record is from RefSeq and is a predicted model, not a curated record. Lineage: Eukaryota; Metazoa; Chordata; Lepidosauria; Squamata; Phrynosomatidae. The coding region runs from base 126 to 899 and encodes 257 amino acids. The transcript is spliced from 11 exons. Gene Ontology annotation, molecular function: calcium ion binding.
CUCUCUCGGGCGUGGUGGGGGUGGGGGUGGUGGAUCCUCCCGCCGGAGAUCCGCCCGGAACCACUUCGCAGCUCCUCCGCAGCCAGGCCCUGGUCUUCUGAUUUGAACCUUUAAAGCUUCUGAAAAUGUUCCUGGUCAAAAACUUCCUCGGAGGCGGCGGAGGCAGUGGAGGUGGGAAUAUUAACAUCGGCAACGUCAUCGGAGGUUUUUUAAGCGGCGGCGGAGGAGGAGGAGGAGGAGGCGGUGGUGGUGGAGGAGGAGGAGCGAUGGGUAUCCUUGGAGGAGUCAUCAGUGCCAUCAGCGAAGCGGCUGCUCAGUAUAACCCAGAGCCUCCGCCUCCGCGCAGUCACUUUUCCAACAUCGAAUCCAACGAAAGCGAAGAAGUGCGGCAGUUCCGGAGGCUUUUCACCCAGCUGGCUGGAGAUGAUAUGGAAGUAAGCGCAUCAGAGCUGAUGAACAUCCUCAACAAAGUGGUUACCAGACAUCCGGACUUGAAGACUGAUGGGUUUGGGAUUGACACCUGUCGCAGCAUGGUGGCUGUCAUGGACAGCGACACAACUGGAAAACUAGGAUUUGAUGAAUUCAAAUACCUCUGGAAUAAUGUCAAGAAGUGGCAGGGUAUCUACAAGCGGUUUGAUACAGACCGGUCUGGGACCAUUGGCAGCAGUGAACUCCCAGGAGCCUUUGAGGCUGCAGGGUUUCGGCUCAAUGAGCAACUUUACAGCAUGAUUGUGCGCAGGUACUCCGAUGAGAAUGGGAACAUGGAUUUUGACAACUACAUCAGCUGCCUAGUUCGCAUGGAUGCCAUGUUUCGUGCCUUCAAAUCCCUGGACAGAGACGGCAGUGGACAGAUCCGUGUGACCCUGAGGGAGUGGUUGCAGCUCACCAUGUAUUCCUAAGGGCCAGCCUGCAAGGCGCACCAUGCCUCCUUCGACACCACCGAGCCAGUUUGGGAAUGUCUUAGAGUUCUGUACUACUUUGCAGCCCACUUUCUCUGAUGUGGGGAACCCUAAAGGAUCCUGCUAGAUUUUUCUUUCCCUCCUUCCAUCGUUCUUUCUUUGAUUUCCACUCCUCUCCUCUUUUCUGAAGCAGAAAAGAAAACCUUUUCAUUUUUGUUUUGUGUUGCAUUGUUUUUAAAUUGCAUUUAGAAAUUGUACUGCUGAUAUUUAUAUUAACCCUUUUGAUUCUUCUACUAACACCACCGGAUACAUACAUGCCGAUAGGGGUCUUGUCGGAGAGGCGUUUGAGUUUGAAAUGGCAUUGGCUUCCUCUUUACCAAGCUGGCUCGGUUUCUAUCAAUAACAUAACAUGAAGAAUUCAGUGAUUUUUUUUAAAAGAUAUUUUGCAAGUUUGAAUAGGUUAAACAAUUAUCUGUAUUUCGGAUGGGGAGCCGCUGAUCAUGUUCCUAGACAGUCCCUUCCCCAGCAAAGUCACCUCACCCCAUUCACUCCAUUUGGACUUGCGUGCCUUGUUGCAAGGAUGCAAUGGGUGCCAAAGAUCUUCUGUGCAUGAGCAAAGCGCACUGCAACUGGCAUUUACCGCACUUGGUUGCCAACAAAACACACUUCUGGGGGAAAUGGGUGUUGGCCAUGGUUUCAACAUCAUCUGUUAACAGUCAGGGCUGUUGGAUGGAAAUCAGGUUAGACCGAUGUGGUGGCAUAUGAAGGAAGUGUUCCCCAUUUUAAGAGCACUUUGUGUGAAAAAGCAAUAGAUUGUAAGGACUGCUGAAGUCCAUUGGAAAUUAUUUAACUAAUGCUAGCUAUAGAGGCUUCUACCUUUUUAAAGACCCAGAGGCAGCUGAUAUGCUCCUGCCCCAACUGUUCAGACUUCAGUAUCUGCAACAGCAGCCAGACUCAGUCAAAUCAAGCCCUAAUCCUUUAUAUCUUGCUGUAAAAGCACUCUUACAGCCAAUUUUAUGGAGGGUCUUGCGCCGUGGCAGACCUCCUGAGCAUUAUUAUCUGCAUUGCAUGCUGUUUCCUUGCCUGCUUUUGGAAGGAAUAAACACUAGAAAGACAGCUGGUCCUAUAUAUAUUGUGCCUUGAAUAGAAUCAUGUUGACAAGCAUUUCUAUUUAUAACCCCUUGUCCCCGUGACUCUUGCCAUCAAUGGGGUAAUCCUGAGCCUUUUUGCUAAAAUUUCCCCUUUAAAUUUGGGAGCUUGUUGUCAAAGGCUGAAAUCUGACAUUGAGAACUCAGAGCUGGAUGGGUUGAAAAGGAAACGAGGAGAAUGAGAGAAAACAAUACUUCCGUAAUCUAAUCCCAAUUGUUGGUCCAGACUGGAAUAGACCCAAAUGGGCCAAAAUGUGGGAUAUUUACCUAGGAAUUAUUCUUCUGUUUUAACAAUGUAAUUAGGUUCCCUAUGAAAGUAAUUGGAGUGAAAUAUCUCAUGGCCCCAGUGAGACCUGUUUGCUGAGUCUUUAUGAGAAGCUUGUUUAGUCUGAUGGAGAGAAUACGUUCCUUUUGGGGAUUGCGUUUUUAAAUGUCCAGGACAGAAAGAGGGAGGGUUUUUCUCUCAUUCAGACGACAGAGGAUCUAUUGAAUUUGCCUUUCCAGUGUAAGGGUUUGCAUCCAAAUGUACCAGCUGUCUGUCUCUCUCUCUCUCUCUCUGCCACCUCCUCUGUUUUCUAAAAUGCUCAGUAGCCACAGAAAUAAAAGUUAUAUUAACAAGAA